UCGAGACUACCGGAAGUACUGUCCACGUGUUGUAAACAAAUUAAAUAUUGAAAAUGUUGAUAAGUAAGAUGUCGUUUCUGAUCACAUAAAAGCAUCUGAAGUUUUCCUACUGCAUCUUGAUACUGUGACUGGCAGUAACAAUGGGUCUCACGAAACAGUACUUGAGAUAUGAGCACAGUGCUUUGUUUGGAGUUGUUGGCAGUGUGAGGGCAAACAUUGUCCUGCUUCAGCAACAUGGGGUGUUGGGCAGAUUUUGUGCAGUCGGUGCUUGUGAAAACAUCAUCGUAUGGGAUUUGAGAACAGAACAAAGGGUUAUAAUGUUAAAAGGUGACAAGCAUGAGGUAAGUCAUCUCACCCCAUCCCCAGACAAGCUGCACCUAGCGGCUGGGUACAGCGAUGGCAGCGUGCGGAUCUUCAACGUCCAGACCGGAGAAUGCACCAUCACGUUUACCGGCCACAAGUCGGCCAUUACAGUGCUGCAGUAUGAUGCUAAUGGACUUCUACUGGUCUCUGGGGCAAAGGACACAGAUGUGAUUGUGUGGGACAUUGUCAAUGAGUCAGGGUUGUAUCGCUUGAAAGGUCACAAAGGAGAAAUAACUCAAGCAAGAUUUCUGCAAGGGAGAAAAAUUAUUGUCACAAGUUCAAAGGAUACGUUUGUCAAGUUCUGGGACUGCGACACACAGCAUUGUUUUUACACAGUUGUCGAGCACAGAAGUGAGGUAUAUGACUUUGUGGUUCUGCGUAAUGGUUGUCGCCUGGUGACCGGGUCAGCUGACAGUGAACUGCGGGUGUUUGACAUCACAUACACAGAGGACCAGUUUGAAGUAAAGACAGAAGACGAUGUACCAGCCAAAAGGUUGAAGCUGAGUGAAGCGGCUGACAGUGAUGAUGAGAAUGACGAGAAUAUUUUAUCCUGUAAGAAAGUCGGAUCAGUGUUCAGACAGGGCAGAGAAAGGCUGGUUUCCAUGGCAGCAGAUCAGACGGAGACUUCGUUAGUCUGUCAUGGCCAUGAUCACAAUGUGGAAGUGUUCCGACUUGCGACAGAGUCUCAGUUACAGAAACUACUUCUCAAACGUCAGAAGAAAGCUCGCCGGAAAAUCAGUACUGAUAACAGUGAGGUUGAGGUUCCCACCAGUGUGAUGCUGGAUGAUGAGGUUAAGAGGUUGACAUCAAUUAAAGUGAGUGCUGCUCGGUCCAAGGUCAGGGCAUUUGACCUUGUCUCGGUAGCUGACGACCAUAUACAGAUAAUAAUACUGUUAAACAACAACUCAGUGGAGAGCUGGCGAGUUGAUACGGCCGACAAGACUGGAACCGCGUCUGUCAAUUGUAGACUGCUGCUGCCGGGUCACAGAACAGACGUACGGACAGUGUCGUUCAGUUCGGACAACACAGCUAUGUUGACCGCCAGUAGUGACACUGUUAAAAUUUGGAACAGAGAUUCGUUACAAUGUAUCAGAACAAUGGCUUGUGACUACGCCUUGUGCUCGAUGUUCGUUCCUGGUGAUCGACACAUCAUCCUGGGAACAAAGAGUGGAAAACUACAGAUAUUUGAUAUUUCAUCAGCUGCCUUGCUAGAGUCUCAAGAGGCCCACACCGGGGCUGUCUGGUCUGUAUGCAUGGCACCAGACAAGCGAGGUUUAAUAUCUGGCAGCGCUGACCACACCAUCAAGUUCUGGGACUUUGAGCUCAUCACAGAUGACAAACAUUCAGCCACGAGUAAAAGAUUCACAGUACAACACACAAGAACCCUGAAAAUGGACGAAGAUGUUCUUUGUGUAAAAUACAGUCCCGAUCACAAGUUCUUAGCUGCCUCUCUGCUAGAUAACACUGUAAAGGUUUUCUUUGCUGACACACUCAAGUUUUUCCUCUCACUGUACGGUCACAAGCUGCCAGUGUUGUGUAUGGAUAUUUCCAGUGACAGUAUGCUCUUAGUGACUGGGUCGGCCGAUCGGAAUGUCAAGAUUUGGGGCUUGGACUUCGGGGACUGUCACAAGUCGAUAUUUGCUCAUGAUGAUAGUAUCAUGAGUGUGCAGUUUUUACCAAACACUCACCUGUUUUUCACUGGGGGAAAGGAUGCCAAGCUGAAGCAGUGGGAUGCCGACAAAUUUGAACACAUCACAACACUUACUGGUCAUCACGGUGAGAUCUGGUGUCUAGCGGUGAGUAGCAGCGGUAACUUUGUGGUGACGGGAUCGCACGACAAGAGUCUACGACUGUGGGAGAAGACCGAGGAGCUGCUUGUGCUGGAAGAAGAGCGGGAGAUGGAACGAGAAAAAGAGUUUGAAGAGUCAAUGGAGAAAGAGGGAGAGCCAGUUGUUGCAGGUGAAACCAGCACUGAGGUGGGACUGGCUGGUAAGAAAACGGUCGACACUGUGAAAGCUGCAGAGAGGAUACUGGAGGCUGUGGAAGUGUUUGAGGAAGAGACGGCCAAACGGAAACUCCAUGCCCAGGAGUGUGCUCGAACCAAGAAGGAGCUUCCAGCUCCAGAUAUGCACCCCAUGAUGCUUGCUCUGAAUGUGAAAUCGCCUCUUCAAUAUGUGAUGGAGGUGAUCAAGAAAAUCAAAUCAAGUCAGUUGGAGAAGUCGCUGCUUGUUUUGCCAUUCUCAUAUGUAACUCAGCUCAUCAAAAUACUCGACCAGAUUCUCAAGGCGGGCUGGGAGACAGAACUUACUUCUCGCUGUCUCCUCUUCCUACUUAGAGUUCACCAUGGACAGCUAACGUCCAAUCAGGUGCUGUUGCCGGUCAUUGACAGAUUACGAACUCACAUAGUGUCCAGAGUGACAGAACUCAGGGAUCAAAUCGGGUUCAACCUGGCAGGGCUGGAGUUUCUUCACAAACAGGUGGAGAGUGCUGGGGAAAUCAAGUUCUUUGCUGAAGCCACAGACAGAUUCAAAGACAAGAAGAGAAAGAGAAAGAAAAAAGAAAUACUCCUAAUAAAAACAUAAUGUAUCGUCCAGAAAAAUAUUAUGAACUUCAAAUUUCAAACACAGCUGUAAAUUCAUUAUUUUGCUGUCAUCAGAGUUUCUUGAUGAAGCAGAUAAUACUCCACAAAUUGGAGUUGAGACAUUUAUUGACUAAUAAAUGUUUAAACAUCAAUCAGUGAUGGAGGGUACAUAUCCUAAUUUGCUGUUCAUCAUGUGAACCAGUCAAAAUUAACAAUGGAAUUUCGUUCAAAAUAAAAUGUGAAAA
Molecule: messenger RNA, 3189 nt
Organism: Gigantopelta aegis
Lineage: Eukaryota; Metazoa; Mollusca; Gastropoda; Neomphalida; Peltospiridae
Product: WD repeat-containing protein 3-like
Exons: 26
Coding region: 141-2945 (934 amino acids)
Biological process (GO): maturation of SSU-rRNA
Cellular component (GO): Pwp2p-containing subcomplex of 90S preribosome; small-subunit processome
Molecular function (GO): protein binding; snoRNA binding
Source: RefSeq, a predicted model, not a curated record